ACGAGCGCCGCCUUGUAAGCACCGGCCUUGCUCGCCGGAGAAAACAAACUGCGCGGAUUGCAGCGUGAGCGGAGCCGCACGCGGGCCGAAACACAAACUAAUCCGGCACAGGAAGGCUGGUGUGAAGCACACAGCAUGACUAAGACGCCUCCUCACCGGCGAGGGAUCACGUUUGAGGUGGGGGCACCACUGGAGGCCCGGGACAGUCUGAAGAACUGGUAUGCUGCCAGCAUCGAGAAGAUUGAUUAUGAGGAUGAGAAGGUCCUGAUUCACUACAGACAGUGGAGUCAUCGCUAUGACGAGUGGUUCGACUGGAGCAGCCCUUACCUUCGGCCUGUGGAACGAAUCCAGCUACGGAGACAGGGCCUGCAGGAGCACAACAUGGCCCCGGGUUUUCAAAUCAACCAGAAAGUUUUAGCCAGCUGGUCAGAUUGUCGCUACUAUCCUGCGAAGAUCCUCUCCCGUGAUAAAGACGAUUUUUACACAGUGAAGUUUUUUGAUGGCGUUGUUAAGACUGUUAAAGGGAUAAAGAUUAAGCCUUUCAGAAAGGAGAACACGAGCAACAAGCCGGGGCAGCCGAGCCGAAAGCGGGCAGCAGGAAAGAACUGUAAGACCAAAGAGAAUGGGAGGAACCAUCAGGAUGGCGAGACAGAAUCCGAGGAAGAAGACUCAAAAGUGACCGACAAGUGUGGCAAGCUUCAGGACACCGUGCUGGCUGAAAAGGAACCGUCAGAGAUGGCGAACGGCCACAAAGCGGAAGAGGAAAAGCCAUCCGGCGAAGACCUGAAGACAGACGCACAGGAGAACGGAGGAGGGGAAGCAGUGGAGAUGAACGGAGGAGAAGGAAGAGAGCAGGAGAAAGCUGGGACACUUCAGAACGGCACCCAUGAGAGCUCUGGAGAGGGACAACAGAAAGACGAGAAAGAAAAAGAUGCCAAUCUGGGCCAGAACAGGAGAACGAGAGGCAAAUUAGUAGAGGGAAAAGACAUGGAACGGCCCAGCAUUCCGGAGCUGAGGAAAAGGCGUGCGUCUACGGGACAAACUCCUCCAUCCAAGCGGAGCAGAGCCAAUACCACAGAUAGAAACAGUCGGUCCCAGAUAAGACCUGCUAGAUCCGAUUCUGUCCCAGAAGGCUUCAGUGAUAAGGAUGGUCUCUGCAAGACGGGUCUUCUGGAGAACCCCAAGCCGAUUGUACAGACGGCGUCUACUCCUGACCUCGCCACACUGCUACAGCGACAAGUCCACCUCCCAACCACCAACAAGUACAGCAGGGAACCAUUGUACAGGGUCAUCAAGAACCAGCCGCCGCCCAUCCUCUCCAUCGAACUGGACCAUAACCCGUUUAAGUGCCAGGUGCCAGGCUGCACCAAGUCCUUCCGCAAGGCGUCUCUGCUGCACUACCACAUGAAGUACUACCACUCUGAGAGCGAGCUGUGCUCUUCACACAGCACCCACGCACACCCCUCCGAACCUCAGGCCCAGGAGAGCCACACACACACCUCCGAGACUCCCCGCAGACGCCGCACCGUUUCAGCAUCACUAGACACUCCGUCCCCGCUGAGUGACAGUAAAUCCAGUCACACCCCGUCACCCCAUGCUGCCAACGGCGUGCAUCGUCAGCGCAGCUCCUCCCACUGUGAGAGGAGCAAAGAGAACCAGCACACCAACCGCACACUCCAUGACGACAGAGACUGGGUCACCAUGGAAACAGAACGUGACAAGAGGAGAGAAAAGAAGCAGAGGGACUUCUGCAUCAAGCCAAAGAAGAAGAAAAAGAAGAAAAAGAGGUCCAAGUCCGGUGAAGACAGUGGCAGUGACUGGUCAACAGACAGCCCUCUGUGGAGCGAGGAGGAGUCGGAGACGGGGCUCGAUCUGAACACGCCUUUCUCUGAGCAGGGGGUGGAGACGGUGGGUCAUGACUCAGAGAUAGUGCGCUGUGUGUGCGAGGUGCAGGAGGAGAACGACUUCAUGAUCCAGUGUGAUGAGUGUUUAUGUUGGCAGCAUGGCACAUGCAUGGGCCUGUAUGAGGACAGUGUCCCUGACACCUAUAGCUGCUACAUCUGCAGGGACCCUCCUGCUCAGAGACAGAGUCAGCGCUACUGGUACGACAAGGACUGGCUCAGCAGCGGUCACAUGUACGGCCUGCCCUUCUUAGAAGAAAAUUACUCUCAUCAGAAUGGCAAGAAAAUGGCAGCCACGCACCAGCUCUUGGGCGACGUGCACCGCGUGUUCGAAGUGCUCAACGGCCUCCAACUCAAAAUGAGCAUACUGCAGGCUCAGGCUCACCCAGACCUGAAACUGUGGCGGCAGCCCUGGAAGUCCUCCGAUGGCAUAAUCAGGAAGGGGACGGGGCAUUCCGGCAUGACCACUCCCUCUCCCUCCUCCCCUCAUGCCGUGGACUCCACAGAUGGUGAGCAGGUCAAUUCCAAACAGCCCGUGCCUCCCACCUGUUCCUUCCAGACGUCUUACAUCAGCAGCGAGCACUGCUACCAAAAGCCACAUGCGUAUUAUCCGGCACUGGAGCAGCGGCUGGUGGUGGAGACCCGCAGCACAGAGGAGCUUCUGGAACUCGAGACGCGCAAACUGCAGCUGACCAACGCUAAGGAGUUGGAGUGUCGCAUGAAGCUGCUGGCGGCAGCUGAAAGAGAGAAGAGUUACACAGCACAUGUUAAGGAAGAGGAGCCUGACCCAGUGACUCAUGACUCCAAACCUGACCCUGACCUCCUCCUACACCGGCAGUGGCAACUGAACCUGCUAGAGCACAUCGAGGCCGUGCAGGACGAGGUCAGCCACAGGAUGGACCUCAUAGAAAGGGAGCUGGAUGUUUUAGAAAGUUGGCUGGACUACACAGGUGAGCUGGAGCCUCCGGACCCUCUGGCUCGUCUCCCGCAGCUCAAACACCGCAUCAGACAGCUACUGACUGACCUGGGAACAGUGCAACAAAUUGCAUUGUGCUCCUCAUCCACAUGAGGGGGUCAUCGCACACAGAUUUCCUCAGAAACGUACGGCAGAAGAGAGGUGGAAUUUAAAAAGAGAGACUUGAACCUGAGCUAAAGCUGAAAAAUAAGUGGUAUCGGUGCUGUGGGAAAACUGCGAGCCAAAACAAACCAACCCCUGAGAGUAAAAAGGAGAGAGAAAUUACUUGAAUGUUUCAUAUGUUAAAAGGGUUGUAUGUAAUUCAGGGUUGUGGUUCAAUUUUGGGCAUCAUUAAUGCCUCGUUUUUGUUAUUAUUAUUAUUUUUUUUGAAGGACUAUAAUGUUUAUGGCAUUACAUGCAAGGGAUAUUAUUUUGGUUAUUUUAAGCACUUAAAUUUGUUUAUCAUCUAAAGUUCUAUUUUUUAUUUUAGUUGGUUGGUUGGUUGAUUUUUUUUUUUUGUUCUCCACUGCGUUGCGAAAGUUAUGCAAAACCACCUUUUCAUAUGUGACCUGUUUAUCAAGAACUGUUUGAAUAUUUGACAUCUUCAGGUGAAGAGACUCUCUGAGGCAGCGACUGUGGUUUUGUAAGUAAACAUGGAAAUGUUUAAAGGAACAUAUAUUUUAAUCUCAAAGUACUUGCGUCUUGCUUUUAUAUUUGUAUUAAAAAUAGACAGUGUAAAUUUGCCUAUAUGUAAACUUUAAUUCAUGUUUCUGGUUGUUUUUGUUCUUUUCCAUUUGAUCAAAAUUGUAAUGUUAUUGACUGUGACUAAGUCUCCAUUCAUAACCACAAUAAUGAUGAUGAGGAUGCCGAUGAUUAACUUUUUAUCCUGUGUAAAUUCUGUAGUACUGUUCCUCUCGUGUCUGCCUCGGUUUUGGACAUGAUUACUUGUAUUUGUUUCCUAGGAAUGCAUAUUUAACGAGCACAAAAGGUGUUUUUGUUUUUUCCCUUCAUUUUCUUUUCACAAGCUCUUAGAGUAUGCUGUAAUAUUAUUUCUGUCCCCCCCCCCAAAUUUCCAUUUUUGGGCACGAGUUGCCUUUUUAACUUAUUGAGAAUUUAAGUUAUUGAUUCAGCUGUGGGUUUUGUUUGUUUGUUUGUUUGUUUGUUUGUUUGUUUGUUUGUUUAAAAAUGCCCACAGUGUCUGUCUGUCCGUCAUUCAGCUAGAACGGUGCAUGUCGGAGGAGCAGAUGGACUCUCCGUUUGUGUUCAGCAAGAGAGUGUCAGAGUUCAGUGCUCAUACCCCAAAGUAUUUUUCAUUUUAAUUUCAGUUCUUAACCUGCACUUGAUAUUCCAGAGCAACACAUUCAGAUGCAAAAAAUGUCUACGGUUUUCAAAUCUGAUCCUACAAGGAAGAGGGUAGAUAUUGUUUUAUAUUUUUCUAAACUUAAUGCUUUUCUUCGUGUAGCCAGUGAGCUGUAUGCAGCCUGUCCUCUGUACUUUCACUUGGCCGUGCAUUGUCUCAUCGUGUGUCCCCCUUCUUACAUCACUAGUCACUGGCAGUACAGUAAUCAGACGUUGUUUUAUAAAACUUGAUUUUUUUUUUUUUUAAAGCACUUUGUGUGGCGUCCAAAUUCUUCUGGACUUCUCAAGUAAAAAAAAAAAAAAAUCCCUUCUCCAACCUGCCGUGGAAACAGGAGAAGUUCCUUGUUGAGCAUAAUACAUUAGCUGAAGCCAAGGAAGAAAAAAAAAAAAAAAGUCUUGUCAGCUCAGCUUCUACAAGUCUGUGGUUAGUGUGCCGUUUGUAUGCCUGGUUAUGUUUAUAUUCUCUGGGGGUGUGAUAAUCUCCAUCGUGCCUCCUCUUUAUUUUGGUUUAAAUCUCCUUAAGGCAUAUUUACAAUAUCUGGGCUGCUGUUGUUGCUAAACCGUAUGGAAUUGCAGUUGAGGCUCAGGGGAACAAAUGCAUUUUUAAUUGCGUGUCUUAAAAAAAAAAUAAAGUAGGACUUUGUGGCUUUUGGUGAAGAUGUUUUGGUAUGGAGUAAUUGAAAAUCUGUAAAUGUGAGAUCUCAUUCGUGCUGCAGUUCUCAAAGUGAAGUCCAGGGACCCACAAGUGUCUGUGAGGUAUAUCCAAGGGACCUGGAUAUAUAGUCUAGGACCUGGCUUAGACCUGUAUGUACAUAAUUUAGGAGAGGAUAACUCGGCUCCUUAUAGGCUAAUUUGAAUCCAAGGAAUAACUUAGGAUGUGAGCCAAAAUUGCUACCUGGAGUGAACAGCCUGAAAAUUACCAAUCUGUUAAACAUUUAUGCUCUCAAGAUAUUGCUGCUUACGGAAGUACUAAGUUUUAUUUUGUAUUUUUCUCUUUAACAUUCCAUUGAUCAUAAUAGUAUGAUUUGAAAAUACAAUUUCUUUAUAUUAAUCAAAUGCUUGCUUUCUUAUACUCUCCUAAAUUAUGUGCAUAGGUCUGCCAAUUCCAUGAUUUCAUGUUUGAGGUAGGGUUUUCUCAUGUUUUCUGUAAAACUGCAAUGUGGGCUUUUUUUUUUUUUUUUAAACCAUGACCAUAGCUUGUUCCCUUUUCUUUCAAGCAUGAAAAUGAGGUCACUAAUGGAUUCCCCAUACCCAAAAACCCAUAAAAUGAGGUAUUGCACAUACUUCUGUGGUCAGUGGUACAAAAAUUAUUUUCAAUAUGGCUACCGGCAGCCAUCUUGGAUUGGUGAUUUUUGGCCCGUUUGCCCCGGAUCGUGAUUUUGGCACACAUCCCAAGUUGUUCCUUGGGUUCAAAUUAGCCUAUAACAGUAGAGUUAUCCUCUCCUAAAUUAAUAUCACAUAAUGAAAGUUAUGGGGUCUGAGCACUAAAGUCAACUCAGACCUAAUGGGUUAUAUUAUUGGAAAUUUCAGGAACAGAAAGAUCUAUGCUCCAAGAAGUCAUUAAAAAUCAUUUUUUGUAAAAUAAAUGUACAUGGUGGGGAUCCAUGGAAUUUCUUUUCCAGUUUAAGGGGUCCCUGGCUACAACCAGCAUGACAGUCAUUGCAUUCAGUAGAUUUUAUUUCAGUUAUUUAGAAAUACUCACCUACAAUUCAAGUACCUGGGGUCAGCUGUGCAGGAAAAUGGGGGCUGCGAGAGUGAGGUGAGAAAGAGAGUGCAAGCAGGGUAGAGCAGUUGGAGAAGGAUUUUGGGAGUCAUUUGUGAUAGGAAAGUCCCAGCAAAAGUGAAAGGUGUGUAUAUAUAUAUAUAUAUAUAUAUAUAUAUAUAUAUAUAUAUAUAUAUAUAUAUAGAGAGAGAGAGAGAGAGAGAGAGUAGUGAGACCAGCUGUGAUGUAUGGAUUGGAGACCGUACCCUUAACGAAGAGACAGGAGGCAAAGUUGGAGGUGGCGGAGUUGAGGAUGUUGAGGUUUGCGAUGGGAGUGACAAGGUUAGACAGGAUAAGGAACGAGCACAUCAGAGGGACAGCACAUGUGGAGAGCUUGGGAAUUAAGCUAAGAGAGAUGAGACUGAGAUGACGUGGGCACAUCCUGAGAAGAGAUGCAGAGCAUGUGGGAAGGAGAAUGUUGAGGAUGGAGCUGCCAGGCAAACGAAAAUGAGGAAGGCCAAAGAGGAGAUACAGUGGUGCUUGAAAGUUUGUGAACCCUUCAGAAUUUUCUAUAUUUCUGCAUAAUUAUGACCUAAAACAUCAUCAGAUUUUCACACAAGUCUUAAAAGUAGAUAAAGAGAACCCAGUUAAACAAAUGAGAAAAAUAUUAUACUUGGUCAUUUAUUUAUUAAGGAAAAUGAUCCAAUAUUACAUAUCUGUGAGUGGCAAAAGUAUGCGAACUUUUGCAAUUGUACUGCAAUAACUGCAACUAAAUGUUUCUGGUAACUGUUGAUCAGUCCUGCACACCAGCUUGGAGGAAUUUUAGCCCGUUCCUCUGUACAGAACAGCUCAACUCUGGGAUGCUGGUGGGUUUCCUCACAUGAACUGCUCACUUCAGGUCCUUCCACAGCAUUUCGAUUGGAUUAAGGUCAGGACUUUGACUUGGCCAUUCCAAAACAUUAACUUUGUUCUUCUUUAACCAUUCUUUGGUAGAACGAUUUGUGUGCUUAGGGUCGUUGUCUUGCUGCAUGACUCACCUUCUCUUAAGAUUCAGUUCAUGGACAGAUGUCCUGACAUUUUCCUUUAGAUUUCGCUGGUAUAAUUCAGAAUUCAUUGUUCCAUCAAUGAUGGCCAGCCGUCCUGGCCCAGAUGCAGCAAAACAGGCCCAAACCAUGAUACUACCACCACCAUGUUUCACAGAUGGGAUAAGGUUCUUAUACUGGAAUGCAGUGUUUUCCUUUCUCCAAACAUAACGCUUCUCGUUUAAACCAAAAAGUUCUAUUUUGGUCUCAUCCAUCCACAUAGCGUUUUUCCAAUAGCGUUCUGGCUUGUCCACAUGAUCUGCAGACAAGCAGCAAUGUUCUUUUUGGAGAGCAGUGGCUUUCUCCUUGCAACCCAUUGUUUAUUAGUGCUUUUUUCCAUUUUAUAUUGUGUAGUUUAUCUGUUAUUUUGUUUUUAUCUGUUUAUUUUAUCUGCUUUAUUCUUGUAAAGUGUCCUUGAGUGUCAUGAAAGGCGCUUAUAAAUAAAAUUUAUUAUUGUUGUUGUUCA
Messenger RNA from Neoarius graeffei (lesser salmon catfish), 7465 nucleotides. It is a transcript of the gene phf20b, whose product is annotated as PHD finger protein 20, b. NCBI's taxonomy places the organism in Eukaryota, Metazoa, Chordata, Actinopteri, Siluriformes, Ariidae. Gene Ontology annotation, biological process: regulation of transcription by RNA polymerase II. The transcript has 18 exons. Gene Ontology annotation, cellular component: MLL1 complex; nucleus; NSL complex. The record is from RefSeq and is a predicted model, not a curated record. The coding region runs from base 136 to 2970 and encodes 944 amino acids.